This is a messenger RNA of Acanthamoeba castellanii str. Neff, 630 nucleotides long. Its product is annotated as regulator of g protein signaling domain containing protein. The coding region runs from base 1 to 630 and encodes 209 amino acids. The record is from RefSeq and is a predicted model, not a curated record. The transcript has 4 exons. NCBI's taxonomy places the organism in Eukaryota, Discosea, Longamoebia, Acanthamoebidae.
AUGGUGCGCUGCCCUCAUCUUGCCAGGCCGACAUGUGGGCUGUUGCGCUCACCUGAUUUCUUGGGGUGCGGUGAGCAGAAGAAGAGCAAAGACUGCGGGGAGAAGAAGAAAGAAGAGAAGUUGCCGCGGCCCUCCCUGCUCGAGGUGCUGGAGAACCGGGAGCUGGCCCUCAGCUUCCGCCAAUACCUCCACAAGUGGUACUCCAACGAGAACCUGGCGUUUUGGGUGGCGGUGGAGGACUACAAGGGCCUGCCGCGAGAGGAGCGUAAGAAGCGCGCCGACGAGAUCUAUGGCAAGUACUUCCGCCCCAGCUCCGAUUACGAGAUAAACAUCACGAACGACCAGAAGCGGCAGUUGGACGCGUCGUUGGCCGGAGCGAAUCCGGACGUGUUCAACAAGAUCCAGCAUUCCAUCUUCAACCUUCUCGAGACUGACUGCUUCCCGCGCUUCCUCGACAGCGACCUGUACAAAGAAUACGAACAAGGGGUGCUGAACCAGAAGGGACGGAAGAGGAAGGACUCGAAGAAGGUGAAGAAGAAGCUAGAGGCCCCCAACCCCGCCAACCGGGAAGUGCGAAGCGAAUCUCUCAUCAUGCUCGAACGAUACGCGCAGAGCCACGAACGAUCAUGA